CUCGGUACUACCUGCAUCCAUACCAAGACACUGAAAAUUUCAGCGAUAAUGACAGUUAUCACUGCUUUGAACAACUUUUUGUGAACAAUUAAGAAGCCGCAUUCGUGUGCGCUAGGAUGUCCAAAGACGUCGUGUUGUACUCAUUCUGGCGAAGUUCCUGCACCUGGCGUGUGCGGAACGCACUGAACCUUAAGAAAAUCCUCUAUGACCUCAAGCCGAUAGAUUUAUAUAAAUCCGGGGGUGGAGAACAGUUUAAAGAUGAGUUCCGUCAACUGAACCCCAUGCAGCAGGUUCCCGCACUGACAAUCGACGGUAACACAAUUAUCGAGUCAAUGGCAAUACUUCACUAUCUAGAAGAAACGCGACCAGAAAUACCUCUACUACCGCAGGAUAAGCUACAACGUGCAAAGGUUCGAGAAAUCUGCGAGGUGAUCACAUCCGGUAUCCAGCCCUUCCAGAACUCCAGUACCUUCGCUUACAUCGGUAAAGAAAAGUCACUCGAAUGGGCUCAGUACUGGAUCGCGCGAGGAUUUCGUGCCGUAGAGCAGCUGCUUGCGGUUUCGGCCGGCAAAUAUUGCCUCGGGGAUCAAAUCACGCUGGCCGACUGCUGUCUGGUGCCGCAGGUAUUUAACGCACGCCUGUACAAGGUGGACCUUGAUCCGUACCCUACGAUUAUCCGUAUUGAUGGGGAGCUGGCGAAACAUCCGGCCUUCCAAGCCGCGCAUCCUUACAAUCAGGUGGACUGCCCACCGGAUCUUGUCAACAAAAUGUAAAGGGUAGUUUCAUCUUGUACAGGCUUCUAUCUUGCGGAAUUAUUCUGGUAUUUACUUCUAGGGGUCAUUCACAAAUUACGUAAGGGUUUAGGGGGGGGGAGGGGGGUAUCUAAAACUACUUCAUUUCUACUUGAUUUCAAAUUUUAUUUACUUUAACAUGAUAUUAACUGAGUUAACUUGUUUUGUUUUUAUCCUCUACGAAUACGCUUUAUGUAAAACAAAUGUUUCAUCUUCGAAAAUAUUUUUUUCCUUGAAGAAAAAAUCUUACGUACGAUUCAUAGGGGGGAGGGGUUUAAUGCAAAAUUUUACUAAGCCUU
Wyeomyia smithii (pitcher-plant mosquito) is the source of this 1090-nucleotide messenger RNA. RefSeq names its product probable maleylacetoacetate isomerase 2. The record is from RefSeq and is a predicted model, not a curated record. Gene Ontology annotation, molecular function: maleylacetoacetate isomerase activity; glutathione transferase activity. The coding region runs from base 117 to 773 and encodes 218 amino acids. Gene Ontology annotation, cellular component: cytoplasm; mitochondrion. The transcript is spliced from 3 exons. NCBI's taxonomy places the organism in Eukaryota, Metazoa, Arthropoda, Insecta, Diptera, Culicidae. Gene Ontology annotation, biological process: glutathione metabolic process; L-phenylalanine catabolic process.